Messenger RNA from Penicillium atrosanguineum, 918 nucleotides. RefSeq lists its product as uncharacterized. Gene Ontology annotation, biological process: carbohydrate metabolic process. The record is from RefSeq and is a predicted model, not a curated record. The transcript has 2 exons. Lineage: Eukaryota; Fungi; Ascomycota; Eurotiomycetes; Eurotiales; Aspergillaceae. Gene Ontology annotation, molecular function: hydrolase activity, hydrolyzing O-glycosyl compounds. The coding region runs from base 1 to 918 and encodes 305 amino acids.
AUGGCAUUCAUGGAGAAGACCAAAGCUUCCUGUGCUGCCAUUUUCCACACAAAAAAGAGCGACAAGUCUACGCAGUCCGCACCAAGUGCCCAAACCCGCGCAACUGACUCUUCUCCAAUCAAAUCACCACACCCGCAACAGCAAGACGAUGAUAGUGACAGAGACCCAUUCAGCGCUCUCAGCGAAGUAUCGGAUCGGGAGCCCAUCGAGAGAACUUCUAGUGGGGGGUUGCCGCGACGUUCUUCAAUCGAACAGCGGAUGACGAAUAUGGCACAUUCACCUCACACGGACGAUGGAGACAUGUUUGAGGCUCUAACGGUUUGGAAUCAUUUCGUAAUUAAUUUACCAACUAUCUACGAUUUCACGAUUUUCAAGUUGGAUACGACCCUCUGCCCCGACGCCGCGACCUGCGCGACUAACUGUGCUGUGAACGGCGCAGACUACGAGCUCACCUACGUUGUGACUACCGAUAUCGAUGCCUUCUCCCUGACCUUCGUCACUCGAUCCAACAUCGGUCCUUGUCUGUAUCUGAUGGAGGAUGAGAACACCUACCAGAUGUUCAGGCUGCUCAACCAGGAGUUCUCCUUUGAUGUGGAUGUUUCCAACCUCAGAUAUGGUCUGUACGAGGCUCUAUACUUCGUGUCCAUGGAUGCUGACGGCGGUCUCUCCGGUAUGAGCACCGCCAUGGAAAAUGAUAUAGUCCUGGUCAUGAGCUUGUGGGAUGACCACUACUCCGACAUGCUGUGGCUCGACAGUGAAUACUCAACCAACGCCACUGUUUUGGGCCUCGGUGUUGAUCGUGGUACUUGCGCUAAAACCUCUGGUGCGCUGGACACUAUUGAGUCGAGCGAUGCGUCUUACACCUUGGCAUUCUCCAAUAUCACGGUCGGCCCGAUUGGAUCGACUUACUCUUCGUAA